CAGUAGCAGCAGCAUUACUUUUAAUAUAUAUAUAUUUUGAAACAGAUUCAUGAGAUACGAGCUCCAAAUCUGAGAUUUCUUCUUCUAAAAUCUGUAGCCUUAACUGUGUUUCUCUUCUUUUUCUUUAUUUUUGUUAUUUUUUCAGAUCCUUUUGGCGUUCUGCGUUUGUUUGUGAUACUUAGUUGAUCAUUAACAAGCAAGCUUCAACCUCAUUUUUGCGUCCUUGCAUGCCGUGCGUUUUUGUUGAUUUCUCUCUUCUCUUCUCUUUCUUUUUUUUCUUUUUCUUUGAAUUUUUGGAGAUGAAACGGCUUUGUUCUCUGAUACUAAUCAACCUUUUUUUUUCUUCUUUUUUUUCUUUAACUUGUUUUCUGCUGCCAAUUAUUUGUAUAUUCUAAGCUGCAUACGCAUCAGCGUUGUUUUGUGAUUUCUCGUCAUAAUUAUCACUUUCUGUUUCUGAAAAUGUACUUGAUUCUCGAUUUUUCGUUUGAGAAUCAUAGCUGUUUUUGUAUUUUUUUUUUUUUAAAAAAAAAUGUAUCUGUAGCUGUUUGUUUCAUGCACUUGUUAAUUGAUGAUUGAUAUCUUCUUUUAUUUAUAGUGACAAUGGAUACUGCUAAGCUUGAAGAUUAUCACGCUGUCAACGACUUAUUGCCUGAAUUCGACGAUUCUGGAGCUCUUCAUCGUCGACCGACGUCAGAUCGUCCUGAUGCAAAACUGUUUAGCAUUUUGAGUAAUGAAGCUGUGUACUCAUCGGAGAUUAAGAAGAGUUUCAUGAGGAAAGUAAUCGUUUUCAUCAGCUCCUGCAGUUUACCUGAGAAUGAGAAUGUUGACUCUCGUCUCUUCAGAAUCACUCUCAUGUACGCAGCAGAUGAUCAUAAGUAUGUUUCUGUGGAGUUUGUGUUUGAAGAAAGCUCAAGUUCUGUCAGCAAUAUGCAGCAGCAAGAGAAUCUCAAAUGCUCUGUAACAACUACUGUAUCUGAUCAUGAUCUCUGUGACUGCUCAUUUCAGACUUACAAUAUUCCAGGAUCAGGCGAAAGAUUGCAGGAGAAAUGGGAUGCUAAUUUGCCUCACAUUAAUCGUGAUGACACAAAACUACUCGCUCUGAAAUAUUUGAAGGAAAUAUAUGUUGUGGCCGUAUCUCAGACUACGAAUGAACAACAAAGGGAAGACUUGAGUCUUACUGAUCAGCAAAUAUAUGAGCUGCUCACUCACUUUGCUCCCAAACAAGCUGUAUUGCCAAAUGGGACUGCUACGGGACGGCCAACUUCACCGGGCGCACAUCAUAAUGGAGGUGGAAAUGAUGGAGCAGGUGGGGGUUAUCAUGAGAAUGGGGCCGUUGGUGGUGGUGCCGAUAAUGGUGAUGGUGGUCCUGGUGUUGGUGAUAGUUAUGAUGCAGGUGGAGAUGGAGAUGGCGGCGGGGAUGGUGGAGGUGGAGGUGGAGGUGGAGGAGGAGCUGCCAAUUUCGUAUUUCUUAUUCCGAUAUGCUUAAGGACCCCUGAUGGCCUGUUGGUGUUGUUGAACCACGUUCCAAUGUUUCAACUUCAAUUUAUGACUCGAGAUCUGUUCCUCAACAUCCUCCACGCUUAUUGGUGUCUCCAUACAAAUGAACAGAGACGUCAGGAUAUUACUCGGGAGACUGUGUGGCCAGGUUACAGGGUUAGCUUCCUUAGCGAUUGGCCGGAUGUGCAUGGACCUGAACCUGUUGAAGAACACGAUCUGGAAUUGGAUUUCGAUGGUGAUUGGUCUUACUUUAACCACUUUCUUGCGGUGAUUAUCGUUGAAGCGGAGGCUGACUGAUAUGAGAAGCGGCAAUUACAGGAACACUUGUCUAGCUCAGUACGGUACAGUACAGUUCUUUCCUUUCCUUCCCUUUCCUUUCUUUUGGACAUCAAUUCUUUUAGUUGGGUAUUAUUUCAGAACUUCUACAUACAAAAAGUAGUGCUGAUUGGUGAUUGAUUGAUGCUUAUAAGGAGUCAGUAUUUCUUUAAUUCUCGUUAUAAGUACUGCAGGAGGACACUUAUGUUUGGCAGAACUAUAAGAAAUAGAAAUCUACACAUGCAGAUUAUUGUCUGAAUAUAUGAGUAUGGGACCCUAUUUUUGUAUACUAUGGAUCUUAAAUGCAUCAAUUUCCUAACAGUUUGUAAACUAAUUGUGUCAUUAUUAUGACUUUAUGAGAAAUUUGAGAGAUCCUUCGCAAUCAAAUAUUGAUUUUUCUCAUUUUGGGGUUUUUGACAAUUAUUUAUAAUUUCAGAGUAAAUUUUUGGUUCAAUUACCACUUUAGAAAAGAAAAAAAUUGGUUCAACAUCUUGAUAUUAUGUGUCUACCUGUCCAUCAGGCGGACAUAAAAUGCCCUGGUAUGCAUUUUUUGUACCAUGCAGGCCGUUGCAUUCUACUUUUUAUUCUCCUUAGUUUUUUCUUUUUUAAUUUCCCUUAUUUAUAUACACGCAUAUUUAUUAAAAGAAAAUAUCCCUUUAGUUUCUUCUGAGAAUAAUUUAUGUAGUCUCGCUAAUAAUUUUAUUAUGGAUAAUUUACUAUUUGGGUUCUGUAUUUUUUUUAUAUUAUAUUAAUUAUUUUUAAUUUUUUUAUUUUAUAAUUUUAUGGUAGAAAAAUUUUCUGUCGGAAUUCUAGUUGUAGAACCGUUAAUCCUGUUUGGUUUUAUGUAAUUUGUGGUCUGAUAUUUAAUAUAAUAUACAGAUUGUCUUUUAUAGUUUAUUAUUAUACUAGAACAUCUUUUGGCUAAUUUUUUUACAAAAAUUAAGUUUAGUGUUUGUAUACUUAUAGUAUAUUAAAUCUUAGUAAAAUCUAAAUAUCUUAAAAAG
Ricinus communis (castor bean) is the source of this 2816-nucleotide messenger RNA. RefSeq lists its product as uncharacterized. The record is from RefSeq and is a predicted model, not a curated record. The coding region runs from base 601 to 1794 and encodes 397 amino acids. The transcript is spliced from 5 exons. Lineage: Eukaryota; Viridiplantae; Streptophyta; Magnoliopsida; Malpighiales; Euphorbiaceae.